This is a messenger RNA of Paramecium pentaurelia, 2254 nucleotides long. NCBI's taxonomy places the organism in Eukaryota, Ciliophora, Oligohymenophorea, Peniculida, Parameciidae. The record is from the annotation of a GenBank genome assembly.
AUGGAGGUUCAAUAAGAUGAAUUUCUUAAAUCUCAAAAUUACAAUUUAAAAUCUCCCGUAGAUUUUGAAUAAGCAUAAAAGCAUGGGGUACUCUAAUAAGUAUUAUAAUGAUAAGAAAUCAUAAACCAUUUAUCAAAGUAUUAUCCAAGACUCAGAAAGAUGUUAAUGUUGUAACAAUCCAAUCUAGACAAUUCCAUACUCAAUUACAUGUAAUUUAAAAGUAUUUUGUCAACAUGGUUAUUCAUAUAAAUAUUUUAACUAUAUCAAAUUAAACUUUAUAUUAUUAGUCAUAGGAUUGUAAGUUAUUAUUCAUAAAUAGUCUUAUAUUUGGAAUAUAUAAUAUUCAAGAGAAUCUCAAAGGAGAUUAAUGUAACUAACAUCAAAAUUGCAAGAAAAAUUUAAAUAAUUACUUGUCUCUCUUAAAUAGAAUGGAUAAUGAUGAGUAUAUAAAUAUUUAAAUUUAUCAGGUUUCAAGAUAUAUAUCUAGAUAUCUUAUAUUUUAUAGCAAUAUUAGUUUAAGUUUGUUUUAUUGGAUACAUUACUUAUUAUAAAAACCAUUGUUUAAAUGUUGACAACGAGUAAGAUUUAGAAAAGGUCAUAAAGUAUUGUUCCCUUUAAGUGUCUCAAAUACCUGGCAAUUGGAAUAUGGAAAAAAUUUAAGAUUUUUUUAGUAAAGGAAUAUGGGAAAAAAAACCAAUAACUUAUAAUAUUGUGGAUAUAUGUUUGAUGUAUGAUCAAGAAUAAUUAGAAUAUUUAUUAAAAGAUAAGAUCAGAUAAUAAUUCACAAUAUAAAAUAAUUAAUGCACGUAUAUUACCUUUUAGAAAUAGAUCUUUGAAAGAUGUGAUAAAUAAAAUAGUUAACAUUCAUAGUGUCAUUUAAGAUCAAACGGUAUUAAAGUUUAACCGAUCAGUUUUUAUUACAUUUUCAAAUUAAGUACAUGUUUUCUUUAUAAUAAAAGGCUGAAUUAAUAAAAUUUGUAAGAUAUUUUAGAUGGGUCUUUGUACCUAAUUCAUUAAAAUUAGAAUCUCCCCCUAGACCAUCAGAUGUAAUUUGGCAUAAUGAUUCUACAUUUUCAAAUCUAGAAUAUGUAAAAUUAUUUUUUAUAUGUUUUGGUUGGCUUCCUAUAAUAGGAAUUUAAGUAGCAAAAUAAAAUUAUAUUGUUGAAAAUGGGAAUCAAGAAAAAAGUAAUUCAUAUUAAAAUACAUUAUUAAGUUUAACAGUUUCUUUACUAUUAUAUCUAUUAACUAAAUUUUGUGAAAAGUCUAUAUAAUAGUUUUUUAGUUUGAAAGACUUUAAUUCUAAUCGUAAAAAGAGGAGAAUAUUUACACUAUUUUAUGAAACAAUAGUAAUUUAAUAUUUUUAUUUAAUACCUCCAAUCUUUGUUGGUGUGUAUUCAGGAAGUGGAACUAGGCAAUAAAAGCUAUGGAGAUCAGGAGGAUUAAGUGAAGAUAUCCUAUUUAUCUAAAUAUUAAAUGCAAUUUUCCCAAUGAUAUUCAGUAUAAUAGAUGAGACUUAUGCAAUACAAUUAAUAAAAAGAUUUUGGUUUAAAAGAAUUAAAAAAGAUUCAGAUCUAACUUAAAUAGAGGCAAAUUAAUUAUAUGAACGUUAACUUGAUUAUUAGAAAAAACGAUUAUCAAUUACUUAACUAGUUUCUAUUUGUUGUUAUUAUGGGUAUAUUUAUCCCAUGUGUUAUUUUAUUACCAUAUUGGCUCUUAUUGUUAUCUAUUGGAUGGAAAAAUAUAAUUUUGUAACAAAUGGUGUAAGUUCUAAGAUUUCAGUUAAAUUUCAUAUUUCAAGAUAUAAUUUGUUAGCAUUUUUAUUAUUCGAAUUACUUUCAAAAUAAAUAUUUCAUAUAGCAUUUUGGUCAUUUGAUUAUAAAAGUGUUACUAACUAUAUUUAUGCUUUAUAGUAUUUUUUUCUAACUUAUGUGAUAAUUACAAAAAAAGAAUGUAUAAUAAAAAAAAGAAUUCAUAGAAAUUAUGAUGAUAAAAUGCUUUAAGAAUCUCUCAAAUACUAUGAUCUUUAUACAAAGCAUAAUCCAAUAAUAAAUCAUUAGUUUGAAUAAAAUUUGGAAGAAAUCUCAUAACUCACUAGAUAUUCAAGAUAAGAAAAAUUCUAUUCACAACUUCAAUUAAAACUAUAUAGAGAAUUAAAAUAUGAAUAUGUAUUAAUAAUUUUAUUCUUAAGAGUUUAAAAGAUUCAGCCAGAAUACAUCCUACAGAGAUAGUUUCCCUUAGAUUUUAAGAAUAAUGA